AUGAGAGCUUUGACAUGUCGUCAUGAGGAACUGGUGCAUGAACUAAGUAAUGCAUUGGCACCAGGACUGUUUCAGACGCUAUAUGCGGUACAAGAGAAAUUAUACUAUCAAAAUAGUUUGGAGGGGAGUUAUGCUGUUCCCUCCCCACCACCACCCCAACCCCCACAAAUUGACUUCUACAGCGGUUACAGUGAUAUCAUUAUUGGUAAGAGUAAUGGAGAACAUAAUGAGAUCAUCCUGCGUAGUGUCGUUUUGGAGAGGAGACAUGGGAAAGAAAAGGGGUUAACUGCAUGA
Dovyalis caffra is the source of this 294-nucleotide messenger RNA. Lineage: Eukaryota; Viridiplantae; Streptophyta; Magnoliopsida; Malpighiales; Salicaceae. The record is from the annotation of a GenBank genome assembly.